CUUCUGGGUCGUUUAUUUAUUGACCUUCACGUGCAUGAAUGAUUUGUGUUCGUGAAUUGCAGAAACUUAGAGGCAGCAACAGGCGAUUGUGGACUUUAAGUUGGAAUCAUAAAGGAUCUGUCUUGGUUUCCGGUGGGGAAGACAGAAUAAUCAAGUCAUGGGCUAAAUGUGACGAUGAAUCAUGGGUUAACAGUUUCUCUCUCCCUGAGGCACACAAAAGAUCAAUUAGAUGCAUAACAUGGUCGCCAUGUGGUAACUUCAUAGCCUCAGCGAGUUUUGAUGGAACAGUAGCCAUUUGGAAAGUUUUCAAAGAGGCUUCAGGGCACGAAAUGGAGGCGCUUGUGACAUUAGAAGGACAUACUAGCGAAGUCAAGUGUGUUGCUUGGUGCCCAUCCGGUCAUCUGAUAGCAACUUGUGGUCGAGAUAAAAGUGUCUGGUUGUGGGAAUUUGAUGACGAAGAGGAUGUUCAGUGUGUAAGCGUUCUGCAGCCCCAUUCACAGGAUGUGAAAUCAGUAGCCUGGCAUCCAGACGGUGAGGUGAGUACGCUUGGUUCUGGUUUCUACAAGUUAUGACAAUAAGAUAAAUGUGUAUAAAGAGGAACUUGAUGAUUGGGCUGUUUUUAUUCAGCUAACUGGACAUGACUCCACUGUGUGGAAAGCAGAGUUUUCUCCAUCUGGAGAUAUUUUGGCGAGCUGUAGUGAUGAUCGAUGUAUUAAACUUUGGGGAUGGGAAGGAGCUUGCAGUAAAUCAACUUCGUGGGUGUGUAUUGCUACAUUAACUGGUUAUCACAUACGUACAAUUUUCGAUUUAAGCUGGUCAUCAGAUGAUCAACUCUUAGCCAGUUGUGGUUCUGAUAACAGAUUAUGCAUCUAUAAGAUGCCAUCUAGUGGUUUGAUUCGUAUUGGCGGGAAACCGUGUUUAGAAGAACCACCUAUUCUAUGGGGUUAUGUUCCGAAUGCUCAUUCAGAAGACGUAAACUGUGUACGUUGGCAACCUAAGGGUUUCAACAGCAAAAGUCAUAGCGAAGAUACAUCAGACAGUCAACUAAUUUUGACAACAGCCUCUGAUGAUGGAUAUAUCAAGUUUUGGUCCAUCAAGUGUGAUGAAUAAUCCUGUUUCUUUCACGCACCAGACGAUUGUGUUUAUUUGUAAUUGUACUAUUUUAUGAACAAUUAUCUGUACAUAUAAUUUUUACUUUUAUAGUCUUUAAAAUUGAUCUUAUUUUCAUUAUAGAUUCGAUACACAUGGUGAUUUUUACUCUUUUUCUCAUAUAUAUUUUUAGUGUACGUUUAUGAUUCAGUAAAAAUUAAAUCGGAAUAAGUAAACAUUAGUUUUGCUCCGUGCCUGAUAGUAACGAUGAGUAGUCAAAAGAAAGGAGAUAAAGGAGUUUAUAAAAUGUACUAACCAUUUGGAAUUGAUUGUCAAUGCUACUGAUAUCAUGUUAUAUGGGUCAUUGAUGACCUUAAAAUAUUGGUUUUGGGAUUUUCAAGAUCAGAUUUGUUUGUUUAUAGCUACGCUUCAUUCGAUCACCUUGAAUCCACAACUUAAAGAGUUCGUUAAUAUCGGAUGCUGACGUUAAGUGGGUUGUGGUAAAUGUAAAAUGAUACAAAAUAUCACAAUCUAAUGGCUUACUUUUAGCAAUCCUUAAAUAAAGCUAACUGAGAUCACGGCUACAAUAUGAGACUCUAAACUAGUUUCAGAUAAAUAGUCUGAUUCUGCAGUUGAUGUUCAUUUGCGAUGAAAACUGUUUUCCAAGUUAUGCAACCCUCUAGAAAUCAAGUGUUUCUUAUUGUAAAUCCUCGUUUCUAAAGUGGAUUAUCAAUUGAUGGUUAUUUUCAAUAGUGUUUUUGAUACAUAGGUAACGGAAAAAGUCUUCUACUUAUCAUCUACUUGCUAUUCAAUCUUCUAUUGUAAUCCGUCAAUAAAUCCAAAGAAUAUAUCAAAUAUUAGUGCUUCACAACUUUAUAAAUACGAAUGAAAUAAUUAUACGCUUAUAUUUAACUUUAUAUUUCGACAUUUAGUAUAGAUUUAAUGCUAGCGAGAUCUUAGCACUAAAAGGAUGUGAAGAAGUGACUUACACUAAGUCACGAAACGUCAGAAAAUCUAAUUUUUCUACUCUUUGGGAUAUUACAAAUAUACUAUUUAUUUAUAACAAUCUACCCAAUACUCAAUUUAUUCGAAAUUAUCAAAUCAAACCUUGGUAAUGAUACAUACUUGAUGAUCAGUUUAUAAUGAUCACAUGAAUUACUACCAAAAACUCAAGCUACAU
Schistosoma haematobium is the source of this 2269-nucleotide messenger RNA. Its product is annotated as cytosolic iron-sulfur protein assembly. Gene Ontology annotation, cellular component: cytosolic [4Fe-4S] assembly targeting complex. NCBI's taxonomy places the organism in Eukaryota, Metazoa, Platyhelminthes, Trematoda, Strigeidida, Schistosomatidae. The transcript has 8 exons. Gene Ontology annotation, molecular function: protein binding. The record is from RefSeq and is a predicted model, not a curated record. Gene Ontology annotation, biological process: iron-sulfur cluster assembly. The coding region runs from base 39 to 572 and encodes 177 amino acids.